Cyclocybe aegerita is the source of this 972-nucleotide messenger RNA. The record is from the annotation of a GenBank genome assembly. Lineage: Eukaryota; Fungi; Basidiomycota; Agaricomycetes; Agaricales; Hemipholiotaceae.
AUGUCCAUGCUCGAUGAAACGCUAGGGGCUUCCUUCCUUGGGAUGCUGGCGGCCGCUAUACUUUACGGCGUAACGAGUGUACAGACGUUUCUGUACUUCAAUGACGUGGGUAAUCGGAGGGAUAGUUGCGUGUUGAAAGCGACGGUCGCUUUUCUCUGGAUCCUCGACACGAUACACAUGGCCUUCACCACUCAUGGGCUGUACUUUUAUCUCGUCACGAACUUCGGCAAGUUCGAAGUUCUCCUAUAUCCGACGUGGUCGAUGCUCGCUGGGGUAUAUGUUACUGCGUUGAGCGACCUCACGGUUCGGGCUUUCUUUGCGAAACGAGUCUAUAUCUGUGAGGCCGACUUUGAUUGGCGUCAACAUACCUCGUUAAACAUCCUUUCGACCUUGACAGUAUGCGGCGAGAAGAGGUUCCUCGCUCGAUUUCUUCCGAUCGUAAUUAUGGCGUUGUCGCUCGUCGUCUUCGCGUUCGCCUUCGGAUUUGCGUCUAAAGGAUACGUCCUCAAAACGUUCAAGGGGCUUGGCGAAGUCUCGGCAAUGCUUUAUAUUAGCUUCUCAGGCGCCGUCGCGGCUGAUGCGGUCAUCGCGGUCUCGUUGUGUACGCUCCUCGUUCGAAGUCGGACCGGGUUCAAGAGAACGGAUUCGAUCGUGACCUUCUUGAUGGCAUUUACAAUCAAUACAGGUUUACUUACGAGUAUUUGCGCUCUGGCUUGUCUAGUUACGUAUACACUUUGGCCUCAAAAAUUCAUCUUCAUGGGCCUCUACUUCGCCCUCGGAAAACUCUACAUCAACUCUCUACUCGCCUCCCUCAACACACGAGGUGCGCUUCGAAACCAAGGCCGUGGAGGUGUCAUCACAGUACCAACACAAGUGCUGACACCGAUCGAGUUUCCUAUCAAGGACACUGAGAUGGAGAUGUCGAGGUCGAAGGGAUCGCGCGGUGAUACCGAACAGAACGGGGAGAAAUAA